Eremothecium cymbalariae DBVPG#7215 is the source of this 849-nucleotide messenger RNA. RefSeq lists its product as uncharacterized. Bases 1 to 849 code for a protein of 282 amino acids. Gene Ontology annotation, biological process: nucleotide catabolic process; pyrimidine nucleobase metabolic process. The transcript has a single exon. NCBI's taxonomy places the organism in Eukaryota, Fungi, Ascomycota, Saccharomycetes, Saccharomycetales, Saccharomycetaceae. Gene Ontology annotation, molecular function: nucleotidase activity. The record is from RefSeq and is a predicted model, not a curated record.
AUGACACGAACAUUAGUAGAACCUGUGAAUAACGGGCAACAGGCGGAUCAAGAGUCGAUUGAACGGAAAUUGGAAGAAAAUGCAAGACAUUUGGACUCAUUAACACAUGAGGGAUCGAAGGUAUCAUUCCCUGUGGAUUUAGAAGAGUUACCUGAGCCAGAUGACUCAUUGAAGGUGUUUUUUUUUGAUAUUGAUAACUGUUUAUACAAGCGGUCGACGAAAAUUCACGAUAUGAUGGAAGAGUCGAUACACAGUUAUUUUAAAAGCCAGUUAUUGUUAAGUGAUGAAGCAGCCAAUGAAUUGCAUUGUACAUAUUAUAGACAAUAUGGACUUGCGAUCCGUGGUUUGGUGAAGCACCAUCAAAUUGAUGUGAUGGAGUAUAACAGAGUGGUGGAUGACGCGCUACCUUUGCAGGAUAUAUUGCAACCGGAUCCAGGUUUACGAAGCAUGUUACUAAAGUUACGUAACAAGGGGAAGGUGGAUAAGUUGUGGCUUUUUACUAAUGCAUACAAGAAUCAUGGUUUACGUUGUGUCAGAUUGUUGGGAAUAGCUGAUUUAUUUGAUGGCAUAACGUACUGUGACUAUUCUAAGGAGGAUUUAAUUUGCAAGCCGAAUCCUUUGGCGUUUGAGAAAGCGAAACUUGAGAGUGGCUUGGGACAGUAUAAAAACGCUUUUUUCGUUGAUGAUAGUGCCAUCAACAUCCGCGCAGGCUUGGCGUUAGGUAUACCUAGAUGCACUCAUGUUGUUGAAGAGGAGGUUGACGAGGGUUUAGGGCAAUCGCCUCCGGGAUGCCAGAUCAUUAACAAAAUCACUGACUUGCCCAAGGCCGUUCCGGAGCUGUUUAUGUAG